Molecule: messenger RNA, 995 nt
Organism: Agrilus planipennis (emerald ash borer)
Lineage: Eukaryota; Metazoa; Arthropoda; Insecta; Coleoptera; Buprestidae
Product: 15-hydroxyprostaglandin dehydrogenase [NAD(+)]-like
Exons: 5
Coding region: 72-863 (263 amino acids)
Cellular component (GO): cytoplasm
Molecular function (GO): oxidoreductase activity, acting on the CH-OH group of donors, NAD or NADP as acceptor
Source: RefSeq, a predicted model, not a curated record
CAUAUUGCAGAUCGGUGUUGUAAAGGACUCCCCGGUUAACAAGACGCGCUCACAUAUGCUGUAAAAAAACAAUGUUAGUGGUAAGGGGAAAAGUUGCACUUAUCACAGGUGGAGCUUCUGGUAUCGGUUUAGAGUACGCAAGAGCACUCUUGAAGAAAGGACUGAAGGGUGUCGUUCUGGUCGAUGUAAACUCCAGCUUUGGCGAGGCUGCAGUGACUACAUUAAGGAAGGAAUUUGCUCCAGGAAAAGUCCUCUUUCACCAAGCAGAUGUCACAGAUAAACAAUCAUUCGAAGGUGCAUUUCAGUUCGCUGUGCAGCACUACAAACAUUUGGAUAUUGUCAUUAAUAACGCCGGAAUUUUGAACGACAAAAUUUGGGAAAAACAAGUGGCAAUCAACGUUAAUGGUGUUGUUAUUGGAAGCCUGUUGGCAAUGGAUUACCUCCCGAAGUACACAAAUGGUGAUGAAUCUUUCUUAAUUAAUAUUGCUUCCAUCGUGGCGAUCGAUCCUUUCAUUUGCGUUCCCAUUUAUUCUGGAACCAAGUCUUUCGUGAUCGGUUUCAGUCGAGCUCUUGGUGCAGAACCGCAUUAUCAACGGAGCAAGGUUAAGGUAUUGACUAUAUGUCCUGGCGUUACCGACACACCUCUUAUCAAUGAAAUGAGUGGAAAGAAUUUGGGACCAGAUUACGAGGCUGUGUUGAUUGAAGAAAUUCCACAAUUCAAGAAACAACCACCGGAAUAUGUUGCCAAAGGUCUGGUUGAUGUUCUGGUCAAGGGUACAAGUGGCUCAGUUUGGGUAGUUGAGGGAAAGGAACCUGCUGUCGAAAUAGACUUUCCACACCGUGACCAGAGACACAAGAAUUGAUCCAAAUCAUAACCACGUUAUUCCUCGUUUAAUUCAUCAUGGUUCUUUCAUGUUUUUGGGAUAACAAGAGUUUUUAUUGAAUUACGAAAUAAGUACAUGCCACAACAAAUGCAAUAAAGUGAUUACUUUUAA